AAAAACAAGUCACUUUUUGUUGUUGUGCUACAAUUGACUAAAAAUAACGCGCAACCCACGGCCCCGAGGCGUCGCCAAAGUACGUGAACGCAAUGGGUUUUCCGCGCAUUCUCAGUAAAAACAACAAAAUCUACACAAAACUUGGUGAGUUCUGUCUCUCCGGCGACAGUUUCUGGAUUGUCUGCCACACAUGCCAGGAGGAGCUACAGACGCAGGAUCAGUUCUGGAAGCACAUACAGGACGAACACAAUUUUCUGCAUGGCAUUGUCAAGGAACACAAUCGAGCAGCGAGUUAUUGUUUGGCCGAUGUGGAGGCAACAGGCGCCGCGCCAGGAGCGUCGGCACCACAGACUGCGGGCAGCGUUACGGCCGUAACAUUGCCACUGGCUUUGUACCAUUGUGCCACGAAGUACAGUGAGGAGGAGCAGCGCGAGGUUGCCGCCGCUGUUGAGCUGCAUGAGGCACAACAACAACAGCAGCAGCAGCAGCAGCAGCAACAACACCAACAACAUCAGCAGCAACAACAGCAGCAGCACCAACACCAGCAACACCUGCAUCAACAGCAACAACAACAACAACAGCGGGAUGCUGCCGAGCUGCAAGCGGUGGCAGCCGCCGCAGUGGCUGCCGCGGCCAAUGAAAGCACACGCAGCAGCGGCAGCAUUGACAUCAAAGUGGAGCCCACAACGCUCACGUUGCCGGCGGAAAUUCAAGCAGCGGCUGCAGCAGCAGCUGCCAAUGCGACCAUCUAUCAUUUGCCACAGGUGGUGCCGCAACCACCGCCGCCGACGGCAAGCUUUGUUAAUGCAGCCGGAACCGCUAAUGCAUCAGUCAACACAACGUCGCCGCAUGUAACGCUCUCAGCCACGCCCAGUGUCGUCAAUGCGGGCACCAACACAGUGGGCACCGCCAGUGUCAUGCAACAAACACAGCAACAACAACAGCAGCAGCAGCACAGUGGAGCUGGAGCGGUGGCGCUGCCAACGCUCAGCAUGUCAGUGCCACCGUCGACAGCGAUGACAGCAGCUGUUGUGGCAGCCGCAGGCAUCCCACUGCUAACGACACAGGAGCUGCCGCCCAAGGACUCGAACAGCACGACGGCAAGUGCGAGCAGUGCCGUCUCCUCGGACGAUGGUGAGCGGUGGUAUGUGUGCGAUUACGAGACCUGCGGGCUGAAGUUUAAAUACAAGUCGCGCAUGGAAUUGCAUCGGGUGGUGCACAGCAAGGAGCGGCGCUUCAACUGUGAUCUGUGCGCCGCCUCCUUCAAGCAGUCGUGCAAUUUAUCUACGCAUCGCAAAAAGAAGCAUGCGCUGCGAGGCAUCAAGAACGAGGUCAUGCCGCAGCGUUUCUAAAUUGAUAGUCUCCCCACACAUGCAAUCCCCCACCACAACCAAGUCCUUCAUCCCCAAUCCAGUGUCCAACGAACAACUCCAAUGUGCGUCGUACCGUAUCCUUCAUUCUACGCAGUGCAAGAUUAGUUUGUAUUUGUUUUUCCAUUUAUACAUAAAUCUCUCUCUCUCUAUAUAUAUACAUAUACUCAUAUAUAUAUACAUAUAGAGGGAAUAUUUUGUUUUCCACCCUCGUUAAAUAGAUUGGGUAUUAUUUUACGAUCAUGUAACAGUUAACUAUUCUAAUAGUUUUAGGCGAUGUUCGAAUUGAGGUUAUGUUAACCUUGUCUGGAUAGAUUAUAAGAAAAGUAAUUAUAUAUAUAAAUAUGUUUGCAUAUUAACAGAAAUCUACCAUAGAUAUAGUAUAUAGAGCACAGAUGUACAUGGAGAUGGAUCGAUUUAUGUGUAUGUACACCUUUUAUAUAGUAGUUAAGAGCAGUGUCUACAGGUUAAAUAUAAAUAUAUAAAUAUAAUUACUAUUAUUAAGCAACAAGUUAUGAUGCCACGCGAAAUCAACCGUAAAAAGAAGAUGUAGAAGAAGAAGCCUCUAAGCAUGUUUCAAAUCGUUAGCUAGUUGUUAGCAAUUUUAUUUUUUUUAGUUAUUACAUCUGCAAUUCACAUAUGUAUGUAUGUAUCUAUAUGAGUGUUUAUAUAUGUAUGUACAUUAUACAAUAUAUGUAUACAAAUAACAACCAACCAUCAAACCAACCAACAACCAACAACAAAAUACAUAGCUUAAAAACUGUUCAAUUGAAA
This is a messenger RNA of Scaptodrosophila lebanonensis, 2144 nucleotides long. RefSeq names its product AT-rich binding protein. NCBI's taxonomy places the organism in Eukaryota, Metazoa, Arthropoda, Insecta, Diptera, Drosophilidae. The transcript is spliced from 2 exons. Bases 93 to 1352 code for a protein of 419 amino acids. Gene Ontology annotation, cellular component: nucleus. The record is from RefSeq and is a predicted model, not a curated record.